Messenger RNA from Moneuplotes crassus, 4394 nucleotides. The record is from the annotation of a GenBank genome assembly. NCBI's taxonomy places the organism in Eukaryota, Ciliophora, Spirotrichea, Euplotida, Euplotidae.
CUAAAUAUGAACGAAAUCGGUCUGCAGUCAAGAUUUGGGGGUCCUCAAGGCAACAGAUUUACGAAGGAAUAUAAGUCACCUCAGGAAUCACGGUUCAAGAUGGCCUCUUUCACUGAAAUGGUAAAGACGAAGAAGAUGGUCACCAACAAGGUGACACCAAACCAGAGUACGGUUCAAGAUGACUCCAACAGUAAGGCUAGGCCCAGAUAUAGCUACCUGAGCUCGACUGUUAAAUAAACCCAAAAUAAAAGCAGUCAAGCAUCAAAAGGUUUAUCUCGAAAGCGGCGAGGAAGGCGACAAGAAUGGAUCUUACUCAUAUAAUCGAGUCAAGAGUAAAAUAUCAGCCCGGAAAGUAGUUUCUAAUCAGAAGGAACGAGUUAUAAGUUCAAAGUUCACCACUGGGAUAGCUCAGAGAGACUCAAAAAGCAUCAAGGGAUUCAAGUCUACUGAUAAAGUUUUUAACAAAAGAUCGCUAAUAAAUCAGCAUUCCCAAAAAGUUCCUAUAAGGAAGCCAAUGAUGUCGGCGAUGAAUACUAAAAUGGCUGGGAAUCCUGGAUUAAGGAAGAAGAGUUAUGUCAACAAUACUCAGUUGAAGAACUCCAGAUUACGGAAGCAGAUGUCUGAAGAGAUAAGACAUAGCUACAGCUCAGGAACACUUGGCACUCCAAAUAUAGUGAAGCCAAAGGCUUCACUGAUCUCUUCCAAAGUAAACUUUGAAUCAGAUAUUUAUCACAAUGAUUAUACUGAAGACAGCAGUUACUUGGUAGUUGAGGCCAAGAAUAGCAGGGUUAAGCGGUCAGAAGGAGAGCCUGAUCCUUAUACUCAGGUCUCUGAGCUAAGAAAGGAAAGGUCCACCAUUACACCUUCCAGAUCUGCCAUCAGGAAUCGUAUAAAGCCAUUACAAUUCACUAGCGAUGCUUUCCAACAGCCAUGAACUGAAGAGCAUGAAAAUCUAGUCGUAAACCUGGAAGAUAUUGUUAAAGAAGAAGACAUCAUUUUCAGGAUUCAAGAACUUAUUAAGGAAAAAGAACCGAUCGAACCACUUUGUAAAGAGUGGUUCGCUCUUAUGAAGACAUCUAGUGUCAGGGAGAUGCAGAUCUUUUUCGAAGAAAAUGACUCUAGGAAGUUAAUCCGGUGUCAACAGAUAAUCCUCAUUUUGUCUUUUGGGUACCUAGAACUUCUCAAUAAGAAGUUAUACAAAAAUAACAAGAGUAUAUCUUCCAUGAGUAAUAUUCUAAGUUUCAUGCACAAGAAUUACCUGAUUUUCGUCGAAUUUAUUUGCCAAAACCUGAACGAAGACCAGAUGACAAAGACAAAGCACUGGGUGGAUGAGCUUCUCAACAUUCUUUGCGACAGGCCUGCCGCAAAAUCUUAUGAUAACUGAAACAACACCGAAACUCUGACAAGAAACAACCAGAUGUCUUCGGACCUUCUUAAAAACAUGUGUAGAGGUGUCUCUGACCAAGCAGAGUACAAUAAAAUGGCUAUAGAGAUUUUGAAAUAAAUUUGAGAAUCUUUCUGUCUCCUGGGUAAGAACCAAAGUCAUCGAGAUGGUUAAUAAUAUCAAAGAGAACCGGGUUAAGAGACCGGCUUCCUCGAUUAAUUCAAGCACCUUGGCUCGUAAGAGCCAAGGACCUAAAUUUACAGCUAAUUCGAGGAGAGGCUAUAAUAAUAUUGGUAUCGACAGAAAUAUUCAUCCCACUAAGAAACCAUCAAAGCUCAAGAAGCAUAUCUCAGAAGAGCAAGCUCGGAAGAACGUCAAAUCUCUCACUAUUGACUUAUACUCAGAGAAAGGUCAUACACGAAAGAAGAGCAAGUUAAAAGAGCCAACCAAGUUUAGAGAUUCAAAGGAGUCCAGCUUGAAGAACUAUACCAAGAAGUACCCUGAGAAAGCUCCUGCGACUAAGCUAACCCAGCCUAAAAAGAGUUAUCCCUCAAUGUACAAAAUGCAUGAUGUUGUUCAGUCUUAUAAGUCAAAAGUGGAGAAAACUAGGAAUAGUAAUUUAUCUAGAAUGGUGAAUGAUACGAUGGAGGAUUUCGAGAACGAGAGUUUCCCUUCAGAACGUCCUAACUGAGAAGUCCCAGUUCCUCAUAAGAUGAACCCCCUGAAUAGUAAGAGGUUCUCCACAGAUUUUGAUGCUAAAGAAGAGAGUAAAAUUUCUAAAAAUGAGACGAAUACUACCUCUAAAGCUCAGACAGAUGACAGCUUUGGGGUUCCUAAAACUCAGAAGAAGUCUCAGGUGAGGGAAUCCAUUAGCACUCUCAACUCAGGUGAGGUUCUUGAGUUGACAGUCAACAAUAGAAAUAGUAUCGAGGAGAAGCUCCAAGAAAAACAUUUCAGCACAGAAAGCCCAGUUCCUAAUAAGAAGUCCUCUUUUUAUCUUGACAAAGAGGAACUCAAAUAAACCUACGAUGCAUGAAGCUCCUUCAACGUUGAAGAAGACCAGCUUUGAUGAAUUCUUCCACGAUGAAGAGAAGGCUGAGGUUGAUCAGAGUAAUGAUAACAAGAUCAAAUCAACUAUGAAGCAAAUUUCUUCCGACUCUGAUUACGGCAUUGAGGAUAUUCAAGUCCAAAAGAGUAAUAGUAGUAAGUUAAUUCAGCAACCAGACAUGGUGGACCCAAAAAAAAUAACCUCGCCUACCAAGCAGAAGGCUAUAUUCGAGAAGAAGACUACGAUCGUUGAACAAACACAGAAAUUAAUCAAUACAGUGAUUGAGACUCAGAAGAAGUAUGAAAGGGAGAAAACCGAGAGGAAGAAUACCCUUGGCUCCUUUUGCACUUCACAAGAGGAUCGAAGUAUCUCUCGCAAUUCCCCCUCGUUACUCAAUCAGAACGUGGACACUCCUGUUAAGGAGUGUAGCGACAAAAGUGAAGAGGAGCUCAGAAUGGAAGUGUCUCUCCCAACAGUUGAGAAGUUAGAGCCAGGCUCCCAAAAACAUCUCUUAUCCUUUCAUAAGCAGCAAGCUGAAGAUGAAGCAGUCGAGGACCAUAAGCCUUCCCAAGAUUUGUUGAGCGAAGAGAGGCACAAGCAGGGAUAUGAACAUAAGUUUGAGAAAGAACAUGUUAUGAAAUUCCUUCCAUUUGAAAAAGCAGAGUCACUUGGUCAUACAUUUUUGGAUCAUGUGUCUGAACAUACUCGUGCUCGGUCUAAUUCUCACAAUCUUCUUGUCAUACCUUCCUUCUUACAACAAAAUUUUGAGGAAAUGAGGUCCUCUACUCCAAAUAAGGUUGAGCAAAAGAAGGAGGUUUGAAAAAAUUCUACUGAAAAACAAUCAAAAUCACCUGAAACUAACAAUAUCAUUGAGGAUGAGAAAAUGGCUCAAAAGCCUGCAAUUCCGAUUCCCAUUGAGCAAUUCACUCCAGUGAAGGAGACCAAGCCAGUCAAGAAGAUUAGACCAGCAAAGCAAUUUGUUGAAGCUGAAGACCCCGAACUAAUUGUCAUUAAUAACGAAAUUAGAAAUAUCAGAAAAGAGAAAGAACUUGAAAUGCCACAUCGACCAAGUAGUAUUUUGAAAUAUCGGAAAAUGAAUACGUUAGAAAGUAAACAUGAAAGCGAAGAGAAGAAAUCUGAAGAAACUAAAGAGGAGAUUUCUGCUUCCAAUCCUCCUCGUGAUGACUCUUGUCUCCACUCACCUCUUGGUUCUAAUCCUCCUCUUGAGACCUUCACUGAUGACAAUGGCCUUGACCUUCUCAUCGAUCCUGAUGAAGACCCUGAAGUCGCUGCCCAAAUCGACGCUGCUCUUGCCGGACCAGCAGACCCUGAACUUGUAAAGCCAGCUCCUCCGUACCUUCCAGCUCUGCCUGCCAACAAAGAAUACACGUUGGUGCUGGACCUCGAUGAGACUCUGAUCCACUACAGAGACGACGACAAGUUCUACUUGGUCAGGCCUGGAGUGCCCCAGUUCCUGGCAGAACUCAGCCAGCUCUUCGACAUUGUGUUGUUCACAGCCGGAGUCAAGAAGUACGCUGACUGCAUCGUCGACAACAUCGACCCACAGCAGUGCAUCGCCCACCGAUUGUACAGGCGACAUACUGUGUUCAGAGACGCGAUGUACAUCAAGGACUUGAGCUUGCUGGGCAGGGACUUGGCGAAGACUCUGAUUAUUGACAAUCUGUAUGAGUCGUUCCUGAGUCAGCCCCACAAUGGAAUUCUCGUUAAAAGCUGGUACGAUGAUAUGGAAGAUACUGAGCUUCUCACUCUCCUUCCUUUCCUCAAAGGUCUCGUCGAGGAUGAAGUCCCUGACAUCAGAGAAGUACUGAAACAAAUCAUGAACUCAAGCAGUGACCCAGGAGACGAAGAUGAAGAAUACCUCGAAUCAUGAAAUCCUAAUCCAAUUGCUACCUAAAUUUGCUAAAUAAUGACCCUAAUAUAUUCAAACUAACAUUUUUCAAU